Molecule: messenger RNA, 1501 nt
Organism: Mangifera indica (mango)
Lineage: Eukaryota; Viridiplantae; Streptophyta; Magnoliopsida; Sapindales; Anacardiaceae
Product: MADS-box protein SOC1-like
Exons: 8
Coding region: 517-1152 (211 amino acids)
Biological process (GO): positive regulation of transcription by RNA polymerase II
Cellular component (GO): nucleus
Molecular function (GO): RNA polymerase II cis-regulatory region sequence-specific DNA binding; protein dimerization activity; DNA-binding transcription factor activity, RNA polymerase II-specific
Source: RefSeq, a predicted model, not a curated record
AUUUUUCUGUAUUAUCUUCCCUUCAUCUUUUCAAUCUUUUUCUUAAUCUUACCAAAAUAAGAUAUAGGUUGAAGUAACAAAUCAAUUCUUUUAUCUAUUUUUAUUAUACUCAAUAUAAAACUUUUUUGUCAGUCACUUUGAUUGUUGCUUUUCUAUUUAUGUGGGGUAAGAACUAGAGAGCCUGGAAGGGAUAAAAGAUGGAAGAGACUUCCAGAUGCUAAGGAAAUAAAAACAGUAGGCUAGGUUUGUGGUGAGAGUAUAAAGAGUGUGAUAGAUCAAACAAUCAAGAGAUCCUCUGCGUCUUUGCCCUAGGGUUUUCGGAAAUUUUCCAUUUUUGUAGCUUUUUGGUUCCUUUUGUUUAUCUCGUCGUCAGGUUAUGUGGAAUGUUCCCAGAAAACUUGAGAUCUCUUUGUUGCUUCCACCCAUAAAAAUUUCAUUAGGUUUCUAGUUUUUAAUUUUUCUUGUAAAUACUGUGUUUAAACACCGUCUCUCUGGGUUUUUUCCGAUUUACUGGACAUGGUGAGAGGAAAAAUUCAGAUGAAAAGAAUUGAGAAUACUACUAGCCGGCAAGUGACUUUUUCUAAGCGUCGCAAUGGGCUGUUGAAGAAGGCUUAUGAGCUAUCAGUUCUUUGUGAAGCGGAAGUUGCUGUGAUUAUCUUCUCACAGAAAGGAAGAGUCUAUGAGUUCUCUAGCUCUGGGAUGCAAACGACAACAGAUCGAUACUUCAAAUACACAAAAGAAGUACAUGCUAACGAAUCUGAAUCGGAAGAAUACAUACAGCAAGUGCAGCAUGAUAUAGCUAACAUGGUGAAGGAGAUUGAACAGAUUGACGUUGCUAAACGGAAACUUUUAGGGCAAGAUUUGGGUUCGAGUAGUGUUGAGGAACUCGAAGACAUAGAUGGCCAGUUGGAAAGAAGCUUGCGCAGCAUUCGGGCGAGAAAGUCUGAACUGUUUAAGGAGCAGAGAGAGCAACUAAAAGCAAAGGAGAAACUCUUGCUGGAAGAGAAUGCAAGGUUAAGCUUGAAGUUGUGUACAAAGCCAUUUGAGGCAUCAACUCUAAAGGAAGGUUUUACCCAUAAGAGCCAAAGCUCUCAGAGUUCAGAAAUGGAGACUGAAUUGUUCAUCGGACCAACUGAAAUACGUUUCUUUUAGCAAGAAUUCGGUGCAUAUGAAUGUGAUCUUCUGUGUGGAAGCCUGCUGUCGAAAUGUAUUUGAAUGGUAACAAAUCCCCGUUAAUGCUUUCAAAAUAUAAAAUAAUUGCCCGUCCGAAUAUUGUGGCAUAUAUGGUCAUCCAAUAUAACUGCAGAAAUAAUGCGGCAUGGGCAUUAUAUUAUUUUCUAGUUUGGUCAGUUUGGAGUUCCCCCUCAGGCCAUGCCCAUCUUUGCCUCUUUCUCAGCUAGUUGCAUUGAUAAUUCUAGUGUUGAAAGUGUUCAAAUCAAACAGCAAAAUCAGAUUUCGCUGUAUCGAUUUACCUGUGAUUAUCAAAUGUAUUUUUCGACAA